Messenger RNA from Ctenocephalides felis (cat flea), 1527 nucleotides. RefSeq names its product ankyrin repeat domain-containing protein 12. Gene Ontology annotation, molecular function: protein binding. The record is from RefSeq and is a predicted model, not a curated record. Gene Ontology annotation, cellular component: nucleoplasm. Lineage: Eukaryota; Metazoa; Arthropoda; Insecta; Siphonaptera; Pulicidae.
UUUUAUAAUUACAAUAAUUUUAACAAACUUUUACUUAAGUUGAUAAAAAUCUUUAAUUUAUCACAACAAAUCGAUCCCUUUCCAUUGAUUACGAAUAUUUUAGGUUAUAAUAAUUAAUUUCAAUUAGAUUGUUAUGCUUAAGUUAUGCCUGCAAACAGGCCCCGAGGUUCUUUAGGGGGGUCCCAGCAUUUUAGUAGGAAUCCCCCAGUUACCCCCAUGUCUGAAAGACAACAAUUAGCUUUAUUGAUGCAAAUGACAAGUCAAGAAGAAACACCACAACCUGUUAAUGUACAAAAUAAUACACCAAUAGUGUCUCGAGGAAGAGAUCGAAACGAACGUGGAGAGACAGCUUUACAUGUAGCUGCUAUUAAAGGAGACUUAGAACAACUUAACAAAUUAUUGGAGCAAGGUGUUAAUCCUAAUGUUGCAGAUUUUGCAGGGUGGACACCUCUCCACGAAGCCUGCAACCAUGGUUGGUUCUCGAUAGCACAAGCCUUAGUGAAAGCUGGUGCAAACGUAAAUGCCCGAGGCUUAGACGAUGAUACCCCUUUACACGAUGCAGCUACAAACGGUCAAAUAAAAUUAGUUAAAUUCUUAGUAGAGAGAGGAGCUGACCCGUCUUUCAAAAACAGGAAAGGAAAGUGCCCUUGUGACGUAGCAGCUCCGGCUGUUUAUAAUUAUUUAUUAUCAGCAAGAGAUUCGAGUGCAAACCAAUGUGUUCCCCAAACAGGCCGCUUGAGAGAUGAGAAGAAAACUGAUCUGAAGAAGUCAUCCGAGGAGAUGGACUCGAAGGCUUCAACUAGUGUCGAAGAUGUUUACGAUUUUAAAACCGGCAAAGAGAGCAGCUCUAGUAGUGCUACAGACAAAGUCGAAUCGAAGGAGACUGACAGAGGUUCGGAUACAAAUGCCAACAGCAAUACAACAUCAGAUGAAACUUCUUCGACCAAAAGAAAUAUCGACAUGAUUGAUCAGCCCGCUGAAGCAGAAGAUGAAGUCAAGAGGAAAAAACGAAAAGAUUCAGACUCGGUUAAAGAAAAUAGCUCAAGCAAAACAUCCGGUCAAAGCAGUAGCACCAGGACGACAUCUGGAAAAGCCACUAAACCGUCAGCUUCUUCCAAUAAAAGUCUAACUCAAAAAGUUGGCGGAAGUUUGGAAAGAAAGAGUCCUUGUGCUAGUCCAAAACCAUCUGCGUCUACAAAUGCACAGACUGGGGGCACCAAAACCGAUGCUGAUGAUAAGGAAGGGGAUGAUAAGGGGUCUGAAAAUGCAGGGAGUGGCAAAUGAAGGAGCACAAUUUGUGCGAUUUUAAAUCCCAACCUCACAUAGACGAGACACAUGUACCUCUGGUGCACGUCAGCGACGAUUUUGAUUUGCUGAGAGCGUAGACGCUUAAUUUACUUCGACUGUGAUACUUUUGUUAUUAUUUAUGAAUUAUGACACAUGAUUUAGUUUUAUAAGGACAUAUUGUGCUAUGUAUAUAUAUAUUUAUGCAUAUAUGUGUAUGGUCAUGGAUGGUGACUAUACGGU